UCCUAUUCAUUUUAAGCUUUACUCUGGUGACUUAUCAAUAUCAUCAUGUAACAACCUUCACUUCUUACUUAUUAAAUGUUUGCUUAUAUUUUCUUUGAAAUAGGAUGGGAAGGGAUAUUGCAUAUGAUUGCUGGUCUUGUGACUUGCUAUGUGCUGCAUCAUCGCCAGAUUUGUACAGAAUAAAUUUAGAGCAAGGACGCUUCCUUACCUCUUUAAGCACACAGUCCCCAGCACUAAAUGUUGUUUCUCGAAGUAAGAUCCAUGGGCUAAUUGCUUGUGGAGGUGAUGAUGGUGCUGUAGAAUGCUUUGACUUGAGAGCAAGAUCUUCAGUUGGCAGGAUAAAUGCUGCUGCAGCUGCUGGUGAUCUUGACCAGGAGGUCACUGCAAUAGAGUUUGAUGGGGAUGGAGGUUACCUCAUGGCAGCUGGAAGUAGUGAUGGAAAGGUUUUGAUUUAUGACCUGCGUUCUUCACAUCCAAUGUGUGUAAAGGAUCACAUGUAUGGGAGCCCAAUACUUAAUAUUAAGUGGCACAAGACACUUAACACCGAGCAACCAAAGUUAAUAACUGCUAACAACCACAUUGUUAGGGUCUGGGACCCCAAUACAAAGCUGCAAAGGCAGAGGAAUUUCCUUUAACUUCUUUGCUUUAUG
Molecule: messenger RNA, 650 nt
Organism: Ipomoea nil (Japanese morning glory)
Lineage: Eukaryota; Viridiplantae; Streptophyta; Magnoliopsida; Solanales; Convolvulaceae
Product: nucleolar protein 10-like
Exons: 7
Coding region: 105-635 (176 amino acids)
Biological process (GO): maturation of SSU-rRNA from tricistronic rRNA transcript (SSU-rRNA, 5.8S rRNA, LSU-rRNA)
Cellular component (GO): small-subunit processome; nucleolus; 90S preribosome
Molecular function (GO): protein binding
Source: RefSeq, a predicted model, not a curated record